CCCUCUCCCCUCUCCCCAGACCUCAGUUUGGUCACAGCAGUUGGGUGUUGCCUCUCUCUGGUCUCUCUGCUGGUAGCCCCACCGGUCCUGGUCCUGCUCCCCCAACUACACCACGCAUCGGCCACUCUGAACCGAGAUUCAAACUAAUUGGAACCAAGAGAUUGAACCUUUUAGACACAAACCAUCAAAACCCUCCAAUGGAUCAGCACAAGUAUCGCACGGCGGGCGUCCAGGAGAAGCUGGAGAUCAUCGGGGUGGAGGAUGAGGCCGGAAACCCCAUCAGCGCCCUCACCAUCCUGUCGCUGCUGGAGCGCGUGGCCGGCAUCAUCGACAACGUCCAGUCCUGCCAGCAGCGCAUGGAGGAGCGUCAGCUGGACCUGGAGAGCAACAUCAAGACCAUCCAGGGCGACGUCCUGAAGCUGGCCAAGGACCACACGGACACCAGCAGCACGGUGGAGAAGCUCCUGCAGAAGACCCGCAAAGUCAGCGCCAACGUCAAGGAGGUGCGGACACGUGUCGAGAAGCAAAACGUGCGCGUGAAGAAGGUUGAAACCACGCAGGACGAGCUGCUGACCCGCAACAAGUUCCGGGUCGUGAUCUAUCAGGGGGAGACAGAGAUCCCAUCAGUGGCCGUCACUAAGUCUCCUAAAGGACUCGGCCUGGAUGGGCUGGAGAUUGAGCCGGACUUCUACGAUGUCCCCGCGGACCUGUCCUCUGAUGAAGAGUACCUGAGCGUGGAGGAGACGGACUCCUCACGAGCUGCUCGCCUCAAGAAGUCAGUGGUGAAGAGCACAGAGUCCCUGAAGGCCGCCUUCUCCAAGGAGAAGAUGAACAAAACUAAAGACAACCUGGGCACCAGGUUCCACAACCUGGGCGAGAAGGUCAUGCCGCCCGAGCGCCGGGAGAGGAUGCACCAGGCCGGCGAGCGGCUGAAGCAGUCCGGCGAGCGGCUGAAGGAGAACAUCGCCAAGAAGGCUCCGAACAAAGAGACCUUCCGCAUCAAGCUGAAGAAGGAGAGGGCGGUGGCUGAGGGGCAGGAGGGCGCAGAGGCCGACCCCGAGGCCCAGGUCCAGGUGGAGGAUCCACAGGAGGCUUCUCCGGAGGUCGCCUACACCGAGGUGGGCCUUGAAACCAAGAGGGAGGGGCCAGUGGAGGAGGCCGGCGCCACCCGGAUAGGAUAGAGAGACAACAUGAAGAAGAUUGAACGUGACUGGACAGCGCGAGGGGAGGAGAGUCGGGAAACUCGUCUGUGAUUGGUCGACAACAAGGAUGGACAUUUUCAUUAGACUUGAGAUGAAAACAAAAUAUCAAUAUAUGAACUGGUUAUUUAUUAAAUGUGCAAAUUAAGGUCACGUGACUAUUAAAUGUUUUCACAGGUUUUAACAAACACAUCGACUGAACCACUUGAUCUGAAACAAACUGGGACGUGAAUGUGAGAAUCGCUCUUUGUGAUUUAGGUUUCAGUUUUUUGAUUUAAAUAAAAGGUAAAGUUGUGUUUGAUUAAAUUAUGAAUCCAGAAGAAAGAUUGUUAAGAUGUAACUGGGGUCAAAGUGCAGAUAAGUUUUAGGGUUCGAAGAAAAAUACCCGAGCAAGAAUUUGAUCAAACGUAGAAAAGAGGUUUUGAAGACUGAUCUCUGAUCUGGAUAUUGAACCGUGUGCGUCCUCAGCUGGUCUCUGAGAAGCCUGGUGGGACAGAACGUGGACUCUGAGGUUCUGUGAGGUCUCAAGUGGAUUGUGUGUUCCUGCGUCUCGACUGGAUCCUCUGGAGUCGUUCUCAUAUUCAAUAGAAUAAAAAUCAGUUCCAUCUGCUGUUCUGUCUCUGGUUUUUAAAAUCAGUUACGUUUUAAGGCUCCACCCACAUGACGAUGAUCUCUGAUCAGUUUUAAUCCUCGUCCACUAAAACACCUGAAAACAGAGAUCACAUGACCACUCAUGACCUCUGAGUGUGUGUGUGCCGGUGUGAACACACUGUUGAAUCACAUCUGGUCUCCUCACGUAAGUUGUCAGUAACACUUUGAUUCUCCAUGUUGUUUCUACUCUGGUAGCUGAGGCUAGAGGUCACAUGACAGGAACCUGACGAAUCACAGGAGGCUGCGUCGUGACCGAAAAGACCCAAUCAGCAAGAGGUUCCACGACACUGUUUCCAAUAUACAUGUUGUUAGUGACUUUAAGGUGGACUGAGCUCUGGUGUUAAUGGGUUUAAGGUGGACUGAGCACUGGUGUUAAUGGGUUUAAGGUGGACUGAGCACUGGUGUUAAUAGGUUUAAGGUGGACUUAGCUCUGGUGUUAAUGGGUUUAAGGUGGACUGAGCUCUGGUGUUAAUGGUUUUAAGGUGGACUGAGCACUGGUUAAAGUACGUUUAAGGUGGACUGAGCUCCGUGUUAGUGAAUAUAAAGCUGUUUUUGCACUGCUGCAUUUUAGCGUAGGAUUGUUUAACUUUAGUUUCCAGUUUUGCUGCUUGAUAUUUUCAUUUUGAAUUUGAAUGAACGUUUAUUUUCCUGGAGCGAUUAAUGAGAUCAGUUUUUUCAAUCAGAAAGUACUGUUUCUGGAGAAUCUUAGCUUUUAUUGCGCUGCCACUUUACAUUAGUUUGGUGUCUUGUUCUGAAAAGGAUACUUCCUGUAUGAUAAUAUCCAGCUUUGGUAACUCACACUAUUUGUGUCCCUGUGCUGCUGCUGCUGAGUGGAUUUACUGCAGUAGAUUAAUAGAAUUUGGUUUGAAUGUUUUUAAUAAGGUUUCAUUUCUAACUUAUGUCAGACUUUUUCAUUUUGGAAACAGUUCAGUUUCCAUUUUGUGUUUUUUUCUGCAAACUCAUCGACUGAAGAGCUGAGCUGGUGUUUGGGUCUGAGCCAACACGCAGCACCUCAACCGCUUUGUUCUGUUUUUUGUAUAAAUAAAGUUCUCAUGAAACCUC
Molecule: messenger RNA, 2912 nt
Organism: Platichthys flesus (European flounder)
Lineage: Eukaryota; Metazoa; Chordata; Actinopteri; Pleuronectiformes; Pleuronectidae
Gene: cavin4a
Product: caveolae associated protein 4a
Exons: 2
Coding region: 198-1181 (327 amino acids)
Biological process (GO): regulation of gene expression
Cellular component (GO): caveola; cytoplasm
Source: RefSeq, a predicted model, not a curated record